CUUCUUCUUGUAGGUUGAAAGAAGAAAAGGAGACCUGCUUGUCCAAUGAAGAUGCAGUCUUAGUCUUCAGCUAUUUAAGCUGAAUGCAUUGUGAUUUCCAAUAAUUGAGACAGUGAUUCUGAAAGCUGUCUACAUUAAUGAAAAGAACAAUGUAGUCAGCUUAACUGAAUCAUCAGUGUUGCAUAUUGAAUAGAACACGAUAAACCAAUCCCGAUGGACUCGUGCAUGUUAGGAGUAUAGAUAUACACAUUUAUUAAAGCGUUGGUUUGUUUUUUUAAGAGACAGUAGUUUUAAAAAUGGAGAACUAUGAAGGUGUCCCACCCCUCCCUAAAGAACCCGCGAGAGACAUGAAUGUGGAGAACCAGAGCUGUCCCCCACCUCUGCCGCCCAGCGAACAGCCUCCACCACCUCCCCUGCAAACGUCCAGUGACGCAGAGGUAAUGGACGUUGGCUCUGGUGGUGAUGGACAGUCAGAUAGCCCUGCUGGGGACACGCCCGGGCUCGGCAGGACUCAGCUGCUCACCAAGGGAUCUGCCUGCUACAAGAGCCGCCUCAUCGUAGACCCUGCCGGCGGCGACCAAAGCCCCAGGACCGCUCGGCACGCCCCGUCGCUCCGCAAGUUCACCCCAGAUCUUAAGCUGCUGAAGGAUGUGAAGAUUAGUGUUAGCUUUACAGAGAGCUGCAAGAGCAAAGACAGGAAAGUUCUGUACACUGGAGUUGAGCAGGAUUAUAAGGCAGACGCAGAGUUUGGUGUUAAUAAUGUCAAUGGGGAUUUGCAUGUUUGUCCUUUCGGUGGUAGUAAUGGUAAAGCUGUAGGAAUAGGGGGAGACAGUGAGGACAAGAAGGAUGAUGAAAAUGAUAUUGAUCAGGAAAAGAGAGUGGAAUAUGCAGUUCUGGAUGAGCUAGAAGACUUUACCGACAAUUUGAUGGAAAUAGAUGAAGAAGGAGGAGGGUUCACAUCUAAAGCAAUCGUUCAAAGAGAUAAAGUGGAUGAAGAAACUUUGAAUUUCUCAUAUGAGGAUGACUUUGAUAAUGAUGUGGAUGCUCUGCUGGAAGAGGGUCUCCGAGCACCCAAAACAAGGAGACUCGAUAAUGAGAAAUAUGGUGGUGAGAGCGAUCACCAGUCUGAUGGAGAAACGAGUGUGCAGCCCAUGAUGACCAAAAUUAAAACUGUCCUGAAGAGUCGUGGCCGCCCUCCUACAGAGCCUUUGCCAGAUGGAUGGAUCAUGACAUUCCAUAACUCGGGCAUUCCUGUAUAUCUGCACAGAGAAUCCAGAGUUGUUACCUGGUCUAGACCUUAUUUCUUGGGAACAGGAAGCAUAAGGAAACAUGAUCCUCCCCUUAGUAGCAUUCCUUGCUUUCAUUACAAAAAAAUGAAGGAAAAUGAGGAAAGGGAACAAAACAAUGACAUAACCCCAAACGGGGAGGUAUCACCCGUAAAGCAUCUAGAGAAAUCCUCAGAACUGGACUGCCAGACGGAAGAACCAGAUUCCACUGCUGCUGAUUCUGGGCCUUUAGAUGACAAAGACCCCUCUGGGGGAGAUGCAGCACAAGGAGCCUUGGGACAAGUUAAGGCCAAAGUUGAAGUAUGUAAAGAUGAAUCUGUAGAUCUGGAGGAUUUCAGGCGCUACCUGGAGAAGCGAUUUGACUUCGAGCAGGUGACGGUGAAGAAGUUCCGGACGUGGGCGGAGCGGCGCCAGUUCAACCGCGAGAUGAAGCGCAAGCAGGCCGAGGCCGAGCGGCCCAUCCUGCCUGCCAACCAGAAACUCAUCACCCUCUCUGUGCAGGAUGCACCCAUCAAGAAAGAAUUUGUCAUUAAUCCCAAUGGGAAGUCUGAAGUUUGCAUACUGCAUGAAUAUAUGCAACGAGUCCUGAAGGUUCGCCCUGUUUACAAUUUCUUUGAAUGUGAGAACCCAAGUGAACCUUUUGGAGCCUCAGUUAUUAUUGAUGGAGUAACUUAUGGGGCAGGAACUGCCAGCAGCAAAAAACUUGCCAAGAAUAAAGCUGCUCGAGCUACACUGGAAAUCCUUAUUCCCGACUUUGUUAAACAGACCUCUGAGGAGAAGCCCAAAGACAGUCAAGAACUUGAGUAUUUUAACCAUAUCAGUAUUGAGGACUCACGGGUAUAUGAACUCACCAGUAAAGCUGGACUCUUGUCUCCAUAUCAGAUUCUCCAUGAGUGCCUUAAAAGAAACCACGGAAUGGGAGAUACAUCCAUCAAGUUUGAAGUGAUUCCUGGGAAAAAUCAGAAGAGUGAAUACGUGAUGACGUGUGGGAAGCACACGGUGCGAGGCUGGUGCAAAAAUAAGAGAGUGGGGAAGCAAUUGGCUUCCCAGAAAAUCCUGCAGCUCCUGCACCCCCACGUGAAGAACUGGGGCUCUCUCUUGCGGAUGUACGGGAGGGAGAACAGCAAGCUGGUUAAACAGGAAACCUCUGAUAGAAGUGUGAUAGAGCUUCAGCAGUAUGCCAAAAAGAACAAGCCAAAUCUGCACAUCCUGAACAAGUUACAGGAAGAAAUGAAAAAACUGGCACAGGAAAGAGAGGAAACACGAAAGAAACCCAAGAUGACUAUAGUGGAGUCUGCUCAGCCUGGGAGUGAACCUCUCUGCACUGUUGAUGUGUGAGGAGAAAAUGCAAGUGGGGAGCAAUAACACAAAUGGAGGAACUAGAUUCUCAACAAUUAUUUAAAAAUUGUUUGCUGCAGAAUGCAAGAUAACUUUUAAAAUCCAAGCUGCUUCAGUUAUGCAUUGUUCUUUUUGCAUCAUCAGGGCAAUAUUACUUUUUCCUAGUUUCUUUUUCUUUGGUUAGGUAUUUUUCCUUUUUUAAUACCUCUGAGAUAUGUACGUUUAAAGGAUCGAUCAUAAAGGUCUCUUACUUGGCAAAUGCACAGAGCACAGGCAUGUUCACACAGGAUAAAAUCAAUCAAGCACUUUUUCCUGGAAAGCCAUCCAUGUUGUUUGAAAUGGAUGUAUUUUAAGUAUGAAAUUCAGAAUAUCUAUGUACAGGUUGAAGCCGAUAUUAUAUAUAUACACAUUCAUAUAUAUGUAUAUAUAAAAGAAAUAUAUGUACAUCUUCUUGUAUGAACAUGCCUAAAACUAUUUUUGUGAAAAGUUUUGUUGCAUUUCAGCACAUAAUAAUAUGCACUGAUAAGACACUUUGGUGACAAAUACAGGAAAGUGAUGAGCAAUGUUCCUAAUGCCAUAGGAUUAGGCCAGUAAUACUGUUUUUGUUUUGCUUUUUGUCUCCUGCCAGGCUUAGUUAUUUGAGAGCACAGGAUACAGAUUUUUUUACUACUUGAAAAGAACAAGUACACCUGGUAGUGUUAAGAGUAACAGGUUGGAUAUCCAAAAUUACUGGACUUUAUUUGAAAUAAAAAGAGCCUGUGUUAGUUUACAGAUCACUUGAACAGGGAAAAUAUGGCCCUAGUUGUAUGAUUAAAAUAAAAACUGUAGUUUGAAAGGCUGUUUUCAAAGCUUGGAGCCAAAACGCAGCUGAUGAUGGUUGAUAGUCUAAAUAUACUUUGCCAAUGAUGUGUUUAAAGACUUUCCACUCCCUUCUCCCAGCAAUAAAACAAUUUCUUAUUUGUUUGGUGUCAGAUUACAUCUGACUUGACCAAUUAAGUCUUAAUUAAUUUGCACCAUAAAAGCAAAGAAUUUAAAAAAGAAUCAACACAACCCUAAAAUCUGAAAUAACUGCAGCAAUUUAGUUUUUUUUUAAGAAGCCUUUGUUUUUACUUUUUUUAAUUACAUUUUUAGUUUUUAAAGACAAUGUGUAACUUCUGCAAACUAGAAUGUAGAUUUGGGUUAUGACAUAGAGUAAUGAAUAGAAUGAGACCAUAACUGGCUAUGCUCCUAACUAAGGAAGUCACAAAUAUGCAAAGUGUUCUCAGCUGCAGCACAGGCAGUGUGGGCAGGAGCUGUUGGCAGGCACAGCACAGGAGGAGUUCUUCACUGGGGUUCUUGUUCUUCACUGGGCUUCUCUGGGGCACUGCAGUGUCUGCCCUGGGAACCAUCCCUGGCUUCUCUGGCACUGCAGUGCCUGCCCUGGGAACCAUCCCUGGCUUCUCUGGCACUGCAGUGCCUGCCCUGGGAACCAUCCCUGGGUUCUGUGGCACUGCAGUGCCUGCCCUGGGAGCUGCUCUGUGUUGGCUCUGCGAGGGGAGAGUGAAAGCCGAGCUGGUGCUUCAGUGACUGCUGGAGGAGCUGCUCUGCUCUGUCCUACCCUCCUGCCCUGGGCAGUGACCCAGCUCACUCCUCUGCACCUGCUGCAGCUCCUGCCCCUUACCUGGACAGGGACCUGGGGGCUCGAGGGGUUGUUUGCUUUGGUUUUUCUUUUGAUUUUUUGCUGGGGGGUUUUUGAUUUCCUGUGUUACAUGGAGAGUGCUGCAGUAUAUUGAAUUUAGUGCCUACUGGAUUUUAACAAUGUUGGCAUCAGUAUUGUAAGACCUCCUUUUACAUCAUGCAUUACUUUGGAAAUACGUGGAGUUUAAUUUAUAUUUCAAGCUGAUGUUCUCUCACGUGUUGCAUAUGAUGUUUGAGGUUAAACAGGAGGAGUCCUGGAGUCUCACCUGUUUCUGUGUUUGAGUGAUACCCUCGGAGGUCUCUGCAAAUACAAAUCCAUCCAUUUUUUUAUUAUUGUAUUUAGCUUUUUAGUUCCACGAGUUGUAAUCCUGGUACAACAGGAUACGGGUAGUUGGAAGACUAUACAUGAACUUAUUAUUUAAAGAAGUGGCCUGUCUUAAAAAAAAAAAAAAGAAACAAAAAACACUGCCUCUGCUUUUUUUUGUAUAGCUUUAAUAAAUCUCCAUCUUUUGAAGGGUAUAUAAUAUUGGUGCAGCAGUGACAAGCAGUGAUUGCUGUUUGUCUCUUUGUUUUUAUUGGAUUUUUUUUUUUGUUUAUUUUCCUAAAGACAGGGCUUAUUAUAUCUUCUAUGCCUAAAUAGAUAGGUUUUAUUUCAGCUUCUCUGUUUUCAGCAGAAAAAUCUGUACUUGGAUGGCACUGUAAAAGACAAAUCACCCUUGUAGAUCUUUUUAUUUUUCUGAAACCAGAAUGUCAAUGCAUUUGCAGGUCACCUGCAGAAUAUCCAUAGAUGCCUCGCUUACCAAUUUGUUUUCAUUCAUUUUAAGAGGAUUGCUGUAUUACCUCACUCUGCCACUAUCAGAUUCACAAGGUGACCAUUGCCCUUAAUAAACACCCAGAGAUUUCAUUGUGAACCAAAGCCUAGAACGUGUAUUAUGCAUUCUAAACAAAACCCAAGCACCACGAUGGUAUCAGACCUUGCUGCAGCCUUUAACUGGAGAGCUGUCCAGGAACCCGCAAUAACUGCUGGAACAAACAACGGAACUGCUGUUGAUGUCAUGUGGAGUAUUCUUGUGUUUUAAUGUUUACUAUUGUUUGGAGUGUAACAGUCUUGCAUUUGCACAUAAGCACGAGCUGCUGUGAUAGAGGAUAGAUCAUUGCAUUAACUUCAGCUUCUGCAUGAACACUUACAGUGUGAUUCAAGAUGUAUCCUAAACUUGUCUUGUAACUUGUGUGUUUUCUAGGUAAUCGGCUGUAAAGGUUUAGAUCUGAUUGUAUGAAUGCAUAAAACAACUGCUGCUUUUGUCACUGAUACUUGUUAUUUAUCCCUUCUAUAUCCAGAGGAAGAUGGGUAUUUUUAUAGGGAUGGAGUGUAUUUUUAAGAACUGUUCCAUCCUUUGGGGAUUAGACAGUUUUGCUUUGCAUAUUAUGUGCUUCUUGACAAAAGUGUGGUUUAUUGACUUUAAGGAUUCAAUUAGUGUGCAUUCAAAUCUUCAUGGUACUGACAGAAAACUUACUGUGACUUGCAGUGACUAGUCAGAUGCUACCUACUGAAACACCAGUCAUCAGCUUUUUUACAUAUUUAUUAGGCAGAACUGAUGAAUUAGUUGGGUACUCAGAAGUUUGGAAAGACUAUUAUGCAUAAACUUAACUGUUGUAUGUAAACUUCCAUUCUCCUGUGAUGCUGUUAGGCUUUAUACAAAUAUAUUUGUAACAUCCAAGUAUUUAAAAGCAUCAUGAUUAUCUUAUUAAUUCUCUAAACUGUACUUUGGUCCUGGAGUGAAGUUGAGGAAGUGAUAUCCUCCUAACUUUCCGUGGGAAGGAAUGUGAAGUGCAAGAAGCCAUGCUGUUAUUAACCAAAUAAAUGAUCAGUUACAGUAUUCCAGUGUGUAUCUGGAGGUGGGAAAACAAAACAAACCAGAGUCCAUCCCUACUGCCCGAGCAGGUAACAAUGGUUGCUCUUUGAGUUGUGGUGGGUGCAGUUGCUUGAUGCCAGUGCUAAAUUGGUACAACUAUAAAGCCUCAUUUUCACUGAGCCUCUGCUUGCUUUUUUUCUGCACAAUCAUGUAAUCCUCUGUGUUUGGUCUUUGAGUACUACAUGUGUAUUUUUCAGACAAUUAGUUUUGAGCAAUAAAGUUUGAUAUUAUA
Molecule: messenger RNA, 6446 nt
Organism: Manacus vitellinus (golden-collared manakin)
Lineage: Eukaryota; Metazoa; Chordata; Aves; Passeriformes; Pipridae
Gene: DGCR8
Product: DGCR8 microprocessor complex subunit
Exons: 13
Coding region: 297-2624 (775 amino acids)
Biological process (GO): primary miRNA processing
Cellular component (GO): microprocessor complex
Molecular function (GO): heme binding; double-stranded RNA binding; identical protein binding
Source: RefSeq, a predicted model, not a curated record